AUGGCUUAUAACGGCCGUCUGACCCUGACCUUUGACGUCAUCUCAGCCUUCAGCAAUAUGAUGAGUGCCCACUGUGGAGAGGUCAUCUGUACUGUCACCACCGCACAGCCUCUGGAUGCUGCUAACCUCAAAGACCUGAGAGUUGCUCUGAAUGGCUUCUUGGCCAAAGGAGAGACGCUCAAGCUGGAGACUAAGUCUGACCCCCUCCAUCCUGGAUGGAAUGACAGUCAGCGUCAGGGACAAGCAUGUGGACAUUUUUACCAAGACAAAGAUCCAGAAACGGACCAAGAUCAUUAGGGAGACCUAAUAAUUGGCAUAGGCUGUGUCCCAAAUGGCACCAUACUCCCUACACUAUGUAGCGCUAUAAAGGGCUACGACACCAGGCUGAGGGAAUAGGGUGCCAUUUGGGGGUAUUUCUUUUUGUUUUAAACGUUUUGCUUAAUCAACUGGACCUAAGUCCUGUGAAUGAAUGAGUAGUGGAACAAUAGUGGAACAAUGUUACAGGGAAAUGCCUAUGUGUAUUAUUGCUUCCCAGCUUCAAGCUUAACAGUACAAAGUAUUACAGUAAAUGUAGUCUUUCUGUUGUCAUGUUUGAUUUGAUAUAUUUGAAUCCUCAAUAGUCGACGCCGAUGGUGACAGCCAGUCUUACUGGGGUCUGACACAUAACGAAAAAUACAUUACAGACAAAAGACUUUACAAUUUACAUACAUUUAAAACAUUAACAUAUAGUGUAUCUGUCAGUUCAUACACACAACAUGUAACUAAUAUUAAAUAUGAUGUAUUAUUAAAA
Salmo salar (Atlantic salmon) is the source of this 790-nucleotide messenger RNA. RefSeq names its product ATP synthase peripheral stalk subunit OSCP, mitochondrial. NCBI's taxonomy places the organism in Eukaryota, Metazoa, Chordata, Actinopteri, Salmoniformes, Salmonidae. The record is from RefSeq and is a predicted model, not a curated record.